Messenger RNA from Linum trigynum, 2433 nucleotides. Lineage: Eukaryota; Viridiplantae; Streptophyta; Magnoliopsida; Malpighiales; Linaceae. The record is from the annotation of a GenBank genome assembly.
UUGCCCAAUUCUUACCACGAAUCAUUUCGGAGGGGUAAAAUGAUUUCAUCCAAGAACGACAAAUAGUGGAGAAUAUCAUAUUAGGACACGAGCUAAUGCAUUAUUUGAAAAUCAAAACCCGAGGUAAGAAGGGGUACAUGGCUUUAAAGGUUGACAUGAAAAAUGCCUAUGAUAGAGUCGAGUGGUCACUUCUCCUUGCAGUUUUGGAAAAGAUGGGGUUUUACCCUACUUGGAGAUACUGGAUCCCGGAAUGCCGUAGCUCGUCGUCAUUUUCAGUCUUUAUGAAUGGUACUUCGUAUGGGUUUUUCAAACCCUCGAGAGGUCUCCAUCAAGGAGACCCCUUGUCCCCUCUGUUGUUCGUCAUAUGCACAGAAGGGUUUGCGGCUCUCAUUAGAAAGGCCAUUUCAGAAGGGAAGUUAGAAGAGAUAAAGUUUCCCCCCGUGCUCCUCGAAUCUCUCACCUGUUUUCUGCCGACGACUCUUACUUAUUCCUCAGGGGUUCUGUACAACAAUGUGAGAACCUAAUUGAGGUUUUAAAUGAGUAUGAGGAGUUCAGUGGCCAACGGGUUAACUUGAAAAAAUUGGUUGUUUGCUUUAGCAAGAAUAUAUCCCUCUCGAACCAAGAUUUGCUAGCUCAGGGUCCAAGAUAAAUAUCUAGGGUUGCCCACUCUCAUAGUCUAGUCUAAAAUGGCCACCUUUCGUUUUCUAGAAGAAAAUUUAUUAGAACGGUUGUAGGGUGGCUGCAAAGAACCUUGUCUUGGGCAGCCAAGGAGACACUAAUUAAAUCCGUGACUUCAGCUUUGUCAUUACAUGUCAUGUCCUAUUUCAAACUCCCUCUCUCUGUCGAAUCUUAAACAGACAUGUAGCCAGGUUUUGGUGGAGAUUCGAGGCUGGCCGUUACCAGAUUCGUUGGAUGUCCUUGCCAAAUAUGUGAUGAAGUAAACAUGAUGGUGGAAUGGGGUUUCAACAAUUUGGGCGUUUUAAUCAGGCACUCUUGGCCAAGAUUGGAUGUCGUAUCCUAAAAUAACCCAGUCGCUCCAUGCCUAGGUUUACAAAUGGAAAUAUUUUCCAACGGGUUCAUUCCUCACCGCAACUUCGCGAUCUUGUCCAUCUUGGGAAUGACAGAGUAUCAUGUAUGGAUGACAGUUGUUAGUGAAAGGGCUUCGGUGGCAGAUUGGCAAUAGGAGGCUGGCUUCAUUGCUUCAUUCUAAUUGGAUUCCUCGGUUACACCCUCAUACCCCCCGUAUAUAAUCCCCAGGUGUUACCAGAGAGUGGUAAUCUUAAGGUGGCAUAUGUGAUUUGCCAAAGGGAGGGGUGAUGGUGUGAUAGUAAAGUCAGCUAGUGGUUUGAUUUGGAUACCCGUCGUGUCAUCAAAGCAAUCCCUCUUCCUCAUCAGAAUAUUGAGAAUAGGCUGAUCUGGCAUGAUAGGUGAUAACGAUGUAAUUCCACGUAUUUGCACCCCUAGUUCUUAUCCGUUUGAGGGGCAUAUUCGUGUAUUUUUGGCCUAUUUUACGCCGGGUUGUGCUACUUUGUCAUAUUUUAGGUCCCAGGCGUCAAAGGAAAGGCUAAGCACGAGUUUCGGGGCAUUCGGAAGUCAUUCGGUCGAGCUGGAGCCAAAACACGGGCACACCUAAAUAAGAACACGGCCGUGUUCCUAGACCGUGCUUUUACUGCCGAGACUUGAUCUGAGUUUGGCAAACACUAGCUCAAAACACGGGCAGGGCUGAGACAAAACACGGCCGUGUCCACCAAAAUAUGGAUUUUCACUGUUAAAUCGACCUACCAUCUAGCUGUCCUGUUGGAUAAACAGGUUGGUCGAUGGCGUCCCACGACGAGUUGGAUGGAUAGGCCUAGUUGGAUACGUUUGUGGGGAACCCAGAUUCCAAACCAAAUUGAUGGUGUUUUUAUGGCAAAUAUUCCACCAGAUCCUCCCAACGACGGAAGCUCUUAUUGAGAAAGCGGUAUAUGUGCUUCCUAGGUGUCCAGUUUGUUGGGCGGAGUCGAAAAUAAUGGAACACCUAUUUCUUGAUUGCCCGGUGGCUAGGGCUAUAUGAGAUCAUUCUUGUCUUGAAUAUCUUGGGCAAGGUUUGCCUCGUCACAUUUUUUUGCUCUUCCUAAAAAGGUUAAUGUUACUUAUACAUCAACCACAACUGUUUAUGGUGGUUGUUGCGGUCCUUUGGAGGAUCUGGCGGACAAAAAAUUGAGUUAUCUUCGAGAGAAAAAAAUAUGAGAUCCCAGCUUUGAUGCGACAAUUUCAUCAACAACAUCAGGAGUGGGUUAGUUUGCCUACUAACAGCAUUGUGCGGUCCACCCAUCCCACAAUUGAGUUACUUGAGUGGUGGGAACCCUAAUUCAGUAGUCUGCAUGUGGGAUGCGGCGACGAAGAGUGAGUCCUACUCUAUAGGGGGAAUGAUUAUAAAAACGAAGAUGGGAG